This is a messenger RNA of Pygocentrus nattereri (red-bellied piranha), 2755 nucleotides long. RefSeq names its product dual specificity phosphatase 8b (gene dusp8b). Gene Ontology annotation, cellular component: cytoplasm. NCBI's taxonomy places the organism in Eukaryota, Metazoa, Chordata, Actinopteri, Characiformes, Serrasalmidae. Gene Ontology annotation, biological process: protein dephosphorylation; negative regulation of MAPK cascade. The record is from RefSeq and is a predicted model, not a curated record. Bases 270 to 1889 code for a protein of 539 amino acids. Gene Ontology annotation, molecular function: protein tyrosine/threonine phosphatase activity; MAP kinase tyrosine/serine/threonine phosphatase activity. The transcript has 5 exons.
AGUUCAAGUCAGAUUCGAACACUCAUACGGACAGUGAAGAGUGCAGCUCCAUCAGACAGACACUGAGGCGAACGAACUCAUUUGGGAACAGCUGGUAGCAGUUGACUUCUAAUGUCACAGUGGACGCUGUGAAGAUUUCUCUUCAGUUUUGGCUGUGCACUAAAUGGACACUGAGUGGACCCUGUUGUAAAAAGUGCUGCAGAAAUUAUUUUAAACUGAAUUAAGUGGACCCUGAGUGGAUCCUGAGUGGACUCUGAGUGCUUGCCUGGAUGCCGGUUGACGUGGUGAUUGCUCCUCCACUGUGGACAGACAUGCACGAGAGUGAGAUGAAGCUGAAGAUUCGCGUGCGGCGCAUCAAAGAGGGACGCGACCUACGAGGUGGGCACGAACAUGGGUCAGACAGAGGAAGAGGCUUUGCCGCUUUCUCCUCCUGUUUCCCUGAUCUGUGUGAGAGCAAGCAGGCAUCUAUACUCCCCCUCAGCCUGUCUCAACCAUGCCUACCUGUGGCCAACUUGGGCCCAACCCGCAUUCUGCCUCACCUGUACCUGGGCUCACAGAAAGAUGUCCUCAACAAGGAACUCAUGGCUCAGAAUGGUAUCACCUAUGUCCUGAAUGCCAGUAACACCUGUCCAAAGCCAGAUUUCAUCAGCGAGAACCACUUCCUGCGCAUUCCCGUCAAUGACAGCUACUGUGAAAAGCUGCUCCCCUGGCUGGAGAAAACCAAUGAAUUCAUUGACAAAGCCAAAUUGUCAAACUGUAGAGUCAUUGUCCACUGUCUGGCAGGAAUCUCCCGCUCUGCAACCAUUGCAAUCGCUUACAUCAUGAAAACCAUGGGCUUGUCAUCGGACGAUGCCUACAGGUUUGUGAAGGAUCGUCGGCCCUCUAUAUCUCCUAACUUCAACUUCCUAGGACAGCUGCUGGAGUUUGAGAGAAAUUUAAAGCUGAAGGCCCCUUUACCAUGCAGCCCUUUGAGGUCAACAACUGAUCACCCCGAGGAUGCCACUAAGAUUAUAGUGGAGCAGAGCACAGAGAAUAGCCAGCCUUACCAAAGAACCCAAGAAAUGGUCGUGGUAAAAGCCAAGCUGCCCUCACCUACCUCGUUGCAGAGAGACCUCAGCAGCCUCAACCUGUCUGCAGACCAAGUCCUCCACAACAACCGACUCAAGUGCUCCUUCUCCCUCGACAUCAAGUCUGUCUACUCUUCAAACCAGCACCAUCGAACCUCCCCCAGUAUCUCACAAACAGACUCAGAAAAUAUGCCCAAGCUUUUCAAGCUCAAUAGUCCAAAGAACACCAACCAUGAGUGCCGGUACGCUUCAUCUCAAGAUAUCCCAAAUCCGCCUGAAUCACGAUGUUCGCCUGUUGUGAUAGAACCAAAGAUAAGUCACCGGAUGGACAGACAAGACAAUGGUAAAUUUGAGAGGUUAUCAGCUACAACUAUUUCCCUCAAUCUAAAUCAGAAUAAGCGAUUUCCGGUAGUACAUGAUCCUGUCCAUGGCACCAAUGGGAAGGCAUCUUCCUUCCUAAGCUUGCCCUUGGAUACCUCUGGCAUCUGGACCAAGCACAGAAGCACAACCCAAGCCACCACACCCAUCACACCCACAGAAGAACACCCAUGGUUCUUUGGCUCUGACCUGGAUGGCCCUUCAGUGACAACUGCUGGUAGUUCUGUGCGAUUUGGUGGUACUUCUACUUAUGCAUCAUUGAGCAGUGCUCCCAGUUCCAGUGUUCAGAUGUCCUGGGACAAACCUCAGAUGGAGACACAGUUCAAGCGGCGCAGCUGCCAGAUGGAGUUUGAAGAGAUCACAACUGGCAGCACAGAAGAGUUUGGCAAGCUUGGGAAGCAGUCCAGCUUUUCCGGAAGCAUGGAAGUCAUCGAGGUAUCAUGACACAAAAAGGGUCUGAAGUGAUACUGGCCACUGUGAAGCUUCCAAAGCUCAGAGAUACUACAUGAAAGAAGACUUUAUUACUAGAGAGCUCUAUUUUGAAAGAUCUGCUCUCUCUCAUAUGGUUUUACUUGACUGGACAGAGAUUACCCAGAGAGAGACCAGUUGGGAAAGGACAUAUUGCAUGCACAGAUGCAUGCAAUUAUGAGCCACUGCGCUAUGUUCUCAAAGAACUGUGGGCUCAGACUCCAAAGUGCUGUAGAGCUUUGGUGCUCCCUGUACUUUUGUGAUAGGGAUAAUAGAGUAGAUGACAUAAGUCACACCAAAGGGCAAAAAUAAACUCGUGCAGACGUGUCAUCUUGAGAUGCCCUCCACAUGAAGGAUUCACACUAGGGAAAUUUAUUUUACAGCAUGGCUAAAGAAACGUCAAUAUGAAUGAGCUCGUUACAAAGCAAUAGAUUGUUUCUAUCAGCCUGAGAACAACUUUAAAGUAAAAGAAUUGCUGUAUUAUAUUUACGCUCCAUUUUUAAGAUCAUUUUAGAGGGCUCUUUAAUAUUGUCAACAGUGUUAUCAGCUGCCUUGAGGAUUCAAUAGUUUGCGAAGAUAGACUGUGUGUUAAACUGAGAUGAACUCAGACAUACUACUGUUCACUGGGCAUGCUCAGAAAUGGCUGGCUACCUACAAACAGACAAGCUGCAUCCUAGCAGUACUAAGCUUUACAUGUAUGCAGAAUUAUUACAUAUGUAUAUGUAAAAGAAAAAAGGUAACUGCAAUUUAAAUGGACUAUUUAAUGUUUCAUGCAUUAUUGUUUUAAUUUAUUGUAUCGGUUUCAUUCUGGCAAUGAGCAAUAAUAUAAUAUUUGAAGAUUC